UAUCCCUGACAUGAUCACACCCAUCCCCACGGCGACGACCACGUAUCACACGAUAUUCGAUCCCCCCACCGAGAAAUUAACGCGGGAGCGAGCCUCCGCCGCGGCAAGCAACGGCUUUGCACUGCACGUAGUACGUACGUCACGCGCAGGGUUGGGAUGGAGGAGCUCAGCGGGAGCAAAGAGAACGACGUCGACGACGUGGGCGGUGGCUGCUCCUCCCCGCCGACCCCACAUCACCGCGGGCCGGCGGCGGCGGCGGAGGCGGAGGCGAGGUGCCGGUACCACGAGUGCCUCCGAAACCACGCGGCGGCCGCGGGCGGCCACGUCGUGGACGGCUGCGGGGAGUUCAUGCCGGCGUCCGCCGAGGAGCCGCUCGCCUGCGCGGCGUGCGGCUGCCACCGCAGCUUCCACCGGCGGGACCCUUCCCCGGGCCGAGCGGGCGCAGGCCAUCUGCUGCCGCUGCACAUGCUGCCAGCCUCCAUCCACUCGCGCGCACCGGCGCUGCGGCUGCCGCCGCCUGCAGCGGCGGCCAGCAGGCAAGGUCAUCCGCCGUUCCCAGGCUACGUAUACGGCACGCCCAGCGGCGGCACUGGCACCACGACCGCGUCCUCCAGCGAGGAGCGGCUGCGACCUUCCCCGGCGCCGGCGGCGCGGAGGCGGUCGCGCACGACGUUCACGCGGGAGCAGAAGGAGCGGAUGCUGGCGUUCGCGGACCGCGUGGGGUGGAGGAUCCAGCGGCAGGAGGAGGCGGCGGUGGAGCACUUCUGCGCGCAGGCCGGCGUGCGGAGGCAGGCGCUCAAGGUCUGGAUGCACAACAACAAGCAUAGCUUCAAGCAGAAACAGCAGCAGCUUCAGGAGAACAGACAAGAACAUCAGCAGUAGGAAACUGGUUUCCACACGAGGCGGCCGGCGUCGAUCAAAAUGAAUGGAGAAGCUAGUUGGUACUUGCAAUUUGAACACCGUGGCGGCUGAGAUUUACGUGC
Messenger RNA from Oryza brachyantha (malo sina), 983 nucleotides. Its product is annotated as zinc-finger homeodomain protein 5-like. NCBI's taxonomy places the organism in Eukaryota, Viridiplantae, Streptophyta, Magnoliopsida, Poales, Poaceae. The record is from RefSeq and is a predicted model, not a curated record. The transcript is spliced from 2 exons. Gene Ontology annotation, biological process: regulation of DNA-templated transcription; regulation of developmental process. Gene Ontology annotation, cellular component: nucleus. Gene Ontology annotation, molecular function: DNA-binding transcription factor activity; transcription cis-regulatory region binding. The coding region runs from base 157 to 882 and encodes 241 amino acids.